GCUCCAUGUUGCGGCGCUGCGUGGCACUGGGCACUGACUGGCUCUGACUGCAGCACACACACACACACACACACACACACACACACACACAUGACUCUAGUUGUGAAUGGCCCCGCGACACUCGGCACACUUGGCGGGCGGGAAGUCACCGUCAGUCCGGAUCUACUGCUACCUGCUGCCCGCUGCCGCUGCUGCUGCUGCUGCAGACCGAGGUUGCGCUGCGUACACCCAUGGGUGUCGCUACUGUGACCGUCUUGACUGCUGAACGUUGCCGCUUUGAUCCGUGCAGCUAUUUUCAGAGUCUGCUCCGUAAACCGUUUUUUUUUUUUGGACGUGCAGCCUGCAGCUCGGGCAAUCAGGACCGAGGAGCCGCACGGAGCGCUGCAGCAGUCACGGACCCGGAGCAAAGCAAGGGGAGGCACGGAUGCAAUUGAGAAAAAAAAAUAAAGGUUCAAGUCUAGGAAAGAGAUCCGCUGGGUGUCCCCUCUGGAGAGGGAUCUGGACUGUGGUUCAGCCCAGAGAAAUGUAGCGCCUCACUGCCCUCAAAGCCGGAUUUGGAGACCUGCCUGCUGUCUACUCAUGAUUUCUGUGUAGUCUGGUCCAGGGGCAUCUGCUGCAGUCAUGUUUAGGAACAGCUUGAAGAUGUUGCUGACGGGAGGGAAGGCCAACCGCAAGAGUCGCAGCAGCGAUGGCGGCAGCGAGGACUUGGCAGACCCGCGGUCACCCGGUCUAGACCCUCACCUGAGCCACGUCGGUCAAGGUGGCAGCAUAGACAGUGACUGUGCCUUCGAGGGCGACUACGCCGUGCCGCCGCUCCACAUGACCGAGGGCAUGCACCACAUUCGCAUCAUGGAGGGCGUGUCCCGCUCGCUGCCCUCCUCGCCGCUGCUCACCCACCAGACCAUCAGCGUGAGGCUGCAGCCGGUGAAGAAGCUCACAGCCCCUCUGCGGAAAGCAAAGUUUGUGGAGAGCCCUCGCAUUCCACAAUCAGAGCUUGGCUCCCCUACACACACCUCCACCACUGCCAAGAAUCCAGACCUGGACAAAUACUGCCCGGCCGAGUCAAGCCAGGAGCUGGGGCCCCCUCCGUCGGUGGAUGAGGCAGCCAACACAUUGAUGACGCGCCUGGGUUUCCUUCUGGGAGACAAAGUGAGCGAGGGGCCGGCCGGUACCCAGUACAGCAUGGAGGAACCCGAGGCGAGACAGGGCCAGAACCAGAGGAUAAGCCCGUGCUCCACCCUGACCAGCAGCACUGCCUCACCCCCUGCAGGCAGCCCCUGCUCCACCCUCCCCCCUGCCAUGCCAGGCCAGGCUGGAAACAAGGAAUGUGCCUACGGUUCUGUCACCAGUCCAACUUCAACCCUGGAGAGCCGGGACAGCGGGAUUAUCGCCACACUGACCAGCUACUCGGAGAACAUGGAGCGAGGCGGCAAAUACGAGGGCUCCCGGGGGAACCUGAAGCUGUGGCAGUCGCAGAAAUCAGGCAUGGACUCGUUCCUGUACAGGGUGGACGAAAACAUGACCGCCUCCACCUACAGCCUCAACAAAAUCCCCGAACGCAACCUGGAGAGCAUGUCCUCCCACUCCGCCCACUCCAUCCCUCUGUACCUCAUGCCCCGCCCUAACUCUGUGGCCGCUACCAGCUCAGCCCACCUGGAGGACCUGGCGUACCUGGAUGAGCAGCGACACACUCCAUUACGCACCUCGCUGCGCAUGCCCAGACAGAGCACCACCUGCGGGCCGGGCCGCUCCGGGCAGGACCUGAGAGCUUCCGCUAAUAACACCCAUGCCUGGCAAUCCCAAUCACUACGUUUUGCACCCUAUCGGCCUCAAGACAUCGCCCUCAAACCCCUGCUGUUUGAGGUGCCCAGCAUCACCAUGGACUCGGUCUUCACAGGCCGCGAGUGGCUCUUCCAGGAGAUCGACGCCUACCUCAACAGCCCCAACGCCAGCACCAACCGCGGCGUGGCCGUCGUAGGCAACAUUGGCUUCGGAAAGACCGCCAUAAUCUCGCGCCUGGUGGCGCUGAGCUGCCACGGCACCCGCAUGAGACAGAUCGCCUCGGACAGCCCGCAGGCCUCUCCCAAACAUGGAGAGGGGCUUCCUCUCACCCAGCCUCAGCCCACUCACGGCACCCUGGGAGGAGGCAGCUGCCCCGGGACCCCUGAGAUGAGGCGACGCCAGGAAGAAGGCAUGAGGAGGCUGGCCUCUCAGGUGGUGGCGUACCACUACUGCCAGGCGGAUAACGCCUACACCUGCCUUGUCCCCGAGUUUGUGCACAACGUGGCGGCUCUGCUGUGCCGCUCGCCGCACCUCGUUGCCUACAGGGAGCAGCUGCUGAGGGAGCCGCACCUACAGAGCAUCCUGAGUCUGCGCUCCUGCGUGCAGGACCCCCUGGCUGCCUUCAGGAGGGGGGUCCUGGAGCCCCUGGAUGUCCUUUACAAAGAGAGGAAAAUCAACUCCGAGGAGGAUCUCAUCAUCCUCAUCGACGGUCUGAACGAGGCGGAGUUCCACAAGCCGGACUACGGAGACACCAUCGUGUCCUUCCUCACAAAAACCAUCAACAAGUUCCCUCCCUGGCUCAAACUGGUGGUCACAGUCAGAACCACGCUGCAGGAGAUCACCAACGCGCUGCCGUUCCACCGCAUCUCUCUGGACGGCCUGGAGGAGAACGACGCCAUCGACCAGGACCUGCAGGGCUACAUCCUGCACCGCAUCCACAGCAGCCCCGAGAUCCAGAACAACAUCUCGCUCAACGGCAAGAUGGACAACACCACCUUCGGCAAGCUCAGCGCCCACCUCAAAGCCCUGAGCCAGGGCUCCUACCUGUACCUCAAGCUCACCUUUGACCUCAUCGAGAAGGGCUACCUUGUGCUGAAAAGCUCCAGCUAUAAGGUGGUUCCAGUGAACCUGGCAGAGGUUUACCUGCUGCAGUGCAACAUGCGCUUCCCCACACAGUCGUCGUUCGAGCGGGCGCUCCCCCUGCUCAACGUGGCCGUGGCCUCGCUUCACCCGCUGAAUGACGAGCAGAUCUACCAGGCCACCAACGCCGGCUCGCUGCAGGGCACGCUGGACUGGGAGGAUUUCCAGCAACGCGUAGACAACCUGUCAGUCUUCCUGGUGAAGAGGCGGGACGGCACCCGGAUGUUUGUUCACCCGUCCUUCAGAGAGUGGCUGAUCUGGAGGGAAGAAGGGGAAAAGACGAAGUUCCUCUGCGACCCGAGGAGCGGCCACACACUACUGGCCUUCUGGUUCUCUCGGCUGGAGAGCAAGCUGAACCGGCAGCAGACUAUUGAGCUGGGCCAUCACAUCCUCAAAGCACAUAUCUUCAAGGGCCUCAGCAAAAAAGUCGGGGUUUCCUCAUCUAUCUUGCAAGGCCUGUGGGUAUCCUACAGCACAGAGGGCCUUUCUGCAGCACUUUCUUCUCUCAGAAACCUUUACACCCCCAACAUUAAGGUGAGCCGUCUGCUCAUGAUAGGCGGGGCUAAUGUGAACUACCGUACCGAGGUGCUGAACAACGCCCCCGUCCUGUGCGUCCACGCCCACCUGGGCUACAUGGACAUGGUGGCUCUGCUGCUCGAGUUCGGCGCCUCGGUCGACUCUCCGUCUGAAAGCGGUCUGACGCCGCUGGGCUACGCCGCCGCCGGGGGUCACAUGGCCAUAGUGACGGCGCUGUGUCGCAGGAGAGCAAAGGUGGAUCACCUGGAUAAGAACAGCCAGUGUGCUCUGGUUCACGCAGCCCUGCGGGGUCACAUGGAGGUGGUGAAGUUCCUCAUCCAGUGCGACUGGAGCCUCGGUCCGCAGCAGCAGCAGCAGUCGUCACAAACACAACAACAGGCGUCUUUCACCAAGAGCCACGCGGUGCAGCAGGCUCUGAUCGCUGCAGCCAGUAUGGGAUACACAGAGAUUGUGUCCUACCUGCUGGACCUGCCGGAGAAAGAUGAAGAGGAGGUGGAGCGCGCUCAGAUCAAUAACUUCGACACCCUGUGGGGGGAGACAGCUCUGACUGCGGCCUCCGGUCGGGGGAAGCUGGAGGUCUGUCGUCUGUUACUGGAGCAGGGGGCUGCUGUGGCUCAGCCCAACAGGAGAGGCAUCGUCCCGCUGUUCAGCGCCGUCCGACAGGGACACUGGCAGAUAGUGGACCUCCUCCUCACACAUGGCGCUGACGUCAACCUGCCUGACAAACAGGGUCGUACUCCUCUAAUGAUGGCAGCCUCAGAGGGACAUCUGGGCACUGUUGAGUUUUUACUGGCUCAAGGAGCCUCGCUGUCUCUGAUGGAUAAGGAGGGUCUGACCGCUCUGAGCUGGGCCUGUCUGAAAGGUCACUUACCUGUUGUCCGCUGCCUGGUGGAGAGCGGUGCGGCCACUGACCACGCAGACAAGAACGGACGCACGCCGCUCGACCUAGCUGCCUUCUACGGUGACUCUGAAGUGGUCCAGUUCUUGGUCGACCACGGGGCCAUGAUAGAGCACGUAGAUUACAGCGGGAUGCGUCCCCUCGACCGGGCGGUGGGCUGCAGAAACACGUCGGUGGUGGUCGCCCUGCUCAAGAAAGGAGCCAAGAUAGGAUGUCAGACGCUGCCCAGUCGGCCCCGAGGUCCAGCCACAUGGGCCAUGGCCACCUCCAAACCCGACAUCAUGAUCAUCUUACUCAGCAAACUCAUUGAGGAGGGGGACAGCUUCUACAAGCAGAAGGGGAAGGUGAAGGAGGCAGCGCAGCGUUAUCAGUAUGCCCUCAAAAAGUUUCCACGCGAAGGCUUCAGUGAGGAUCUCAAGACGUUCAGGGAGCUCAAGGUGUCACUUUUCCUCAACCUGUCCCGAUGCCGGAGGAAAAUGAACGACUUUGGGAUGGCUGAGGAAUUUGCUACAAAGGCACUAGAACUGAAACCAAAAUCCUACGAGGCAUAUUAUGCCAGGGCUCGCGCCAAGCGUAGCAGCAGACAAUUUCCUGAAGCCUUAGAGGACCUGAAUGAAGCCAUGAAGCAGUGCCCCAACAACCGAGAGAUCCUGCGGCUGCUGCAGCGGGUGGAGGAGGAGUGUCACCAGCUGAACCAGGAGGAGCAGCAGCAGCAGGACCUGGAGCUGGAGCCUCCCCCCUCCCCUCCUCCUACGCCUCCCCCUGAAGACGAGGAGUCCCUGUCCUUGUCCCUGUCCAUGCCUCUGCCCCCUCCCCCGGAGCCCCGACUGGAGGACAUGGAGCCCGUCCAGGACCUUUUCGAGGACGAGGACUACCUGGAGCAGGAGCUGGAGGCCAUGUCUGUGGGUCUGCCUCCGCCCGAGGGUCACGCCAAUCCUUCCAGCCUUCCCAUCAUCCAGAGCCCCCCGCUGUCCCCCACGCACCCCGACCAGAUCUACUUAGCCGGAGGUUCUCCAAUGGGACAGCCCUACGAGUAUCACCCCACCUCCUCCUCCAUGUCCUCCCCGACACGAGGGUCGUACCAGCCGACGUCCCCCUCCCUGUCCCCGACGCACCAGAACUCCCACUACCGCCACAGCCCGCCUCACACCUCCCCCGUGCACCAGCAGUCCUACGGCUACAGCUCGCCUCCACUGGGCUCCGGGGGUCAGGGGAUGGAUCACCAGAGCCCGCCGCCUUCACCUUUACGCCGGGCCGCCCAGUACAGAGCCAGUCCGCCGCUGGAGAGCGUCUGUCUGUACAGGUCCCAGUCGGGGUCUCCCGUUCGCUACCAGACCGAGCAGCACCCGGGUCGACCCAAGUCCCCGCUCUCCAAGAUGAGCAGCCAGCGCUCGUUCCAGCUCAGCUCGCAGCCCUCCCUGUCCUCGCAGCACCACCAGGCCCAGGGCCUCCGUCUGCAGCCGUCGAUAGCCCAGAUCGUCCGCACAAACCAGCCCAGUAACGUGAUGGGGAACAGCAUGUACGGGGGCCAGAUGGGACACUCCAUGGGCGGUCGUUACCAAGGGGGGUCGGUGGACGUGGAGAGCCGUUUGGUGUACCAGCCUUCCCUGGACGGACGGUCCAUGCCCCAGGUCCAGGCCAGCCUCAGCUCUGGGGCCCUCUGUCAGCACGGCGGCCGAGGAGGGGUUAUGGAGUCGGGCCUGUUGAAGGACGAGCUACCCCAGCGCCCCUCCUCUGCCUACCGCGCCAGCAGCGGGGGCCCGGGGGGCAUCCGUUACAGCCAGACCCCUCAGAUCAGCCGAAGCCAGUCGGCCGCCUACUACCCGGUGUCUGAACACGUGCUAGAACGCGCCAACGCCAUGCCCCCCUGCCAGCUGGGCUCUCCCGAGAUGCCCCAUAUGGUACGGCGUCCCGUCAGUGCCAACACCACCGAGAUGAAGCAGCACGUGCCCACCCCCCGCCCCCUCAUCCACUCUCAGAGCGUCGGCCUGCGAUUCUCCCCCUCCAGCAACAACAUCUCCACCGGAUCCACCACAAAUUUGGCGCCGGGCUUCAGGCCGCCCUCGUCCAUCCAGCAGAUGGAGAUCCCCCUGCAGGCCACGUACGAGCACUCCUGUGACGACAUGUCCCCCAUCUCGCCCUCCCAGGGCGGCGGGGGGCUGUAUCAGGGUGAGACUACCCGCUCUAGAAACACGCCCUUUAUGGGCAUCAUAGACAAGACAGCACGGGCUCAGCAGUACCUGCACCAGCCCUCACGGUCCAGACCCAUGACGUCCAUGGACUCCGCCAUCAGUCCCACCUCCCCCGGCCAGCUGGUCCACCAAGGCUCCACCUACAGCCCCCCCGCCUCGCUGGGCAACAUCGCCUACUACAACAAGACAAACAACGCCCAAAACGGACACCUGUUGGAAGAGGACUACUACAUCCAGACUCAGCCCCCGUCGCUGGGCAAGCUGGCCAACGGUCGCGGCGGCGGCGGCGGAGGAGGCGGAGGGGACAUCCUGGAGCGGGUCAGCCAGGUGCCCACCUACCCGGACGUGAAAGUGGCGAGGACUCUGCCCGUGGCGCAGGCCUACCAGGACAACAUGUACCGCCAGCUCUCGCGGGACUCCCGGACCCAAGGCCCCACCUCCCCCAUCAAACCAAAGAGACCAUUUGUGGAGUCGAAUGUGUGAUUGCCGGUCUGUGAUUGGUCGGCUGGAGAUGGAUGUUGUUACGAGUGAGG
Labrus mixtus (cuckoo wrasse) is the source of this 7082-nucleotide messenger RNA. It is a transcript of the gene tanc2b, whose product is annotated as tetratricopeptide repeat, ankyrin repeat and coiled-coil containing 2b. NCBI's taxonomy places the organism in Eukaryota, Metazoa, Chordata, Actinopteri, Labriformes, Labridae. Gene Ontology annotation, biological process: regulation of dendritic spine morphogenesis. The record is from RefSeq and is a predicted model, not a curated record. Gene Ontology annotation, cellular component: dendritic spine. The transcript has 32 exons. Bases 622 to 7032 code for a protein of 2136 amino acids. Gene Ontology annotation, molecular function: protein binding.